This is a messenger RNA of Racocetra persica, 207 nucleotides long. Lineage: Eukaryota; Fungi; Glomeromycota; Glomeromycetes; Diversisporales; Gigasporaceae. The record is from the annotation of a GenBank genome assembly.
CAGUCAGCAGAUCAUAUAGGGGAUCCUUCUGCGUUAAUUUAUAGAGAGCAGUUGACAGAUAAGUCAGAGAUUGGGAAGUCAACAUCAAAUUUAAUUGAUAAUUCUGUACUAAACGAAUUGCAAACAACGAAAAAUAUAGAAAAUUCAGAGUCUUCAAAAAAAGCAGCAAAUUUAGAUUUAACAGAAUUAAUGAGACUUAUAACAUGA